Molecule: messenger RNA, 1939 nt
Organism: Panicum virgatum (switchgrass)
Lineage: Eukaryota; Viridiplantae; Streptophyta; Magnoliopsida; Poales; Poaceae
Product: glutathione S-transferase T3-like
Exons: 5
Coding region: 719-1774 (351 amino acids)
Source: RefSeq, a predicted model, not a curated record
CAUCAUAUGGCAAGUAACAACUAGCGAUGGCGAGCGACGAUGACUCCGUAGGGCCAACCUGCUUUAUAGAAGCUCCACCGGAGUUUUUUGAAAACUUCCAGCUGUAGGAAAAGAGUGAUUUCAGAAAUCACAAUCGCCUCCACCCUUAGGCUGUUUCCAGCAGGCCCCCUAUCAGCAUGCGCAUGCGGAAAAUUCGCUUUCUUGGCAACUGUAGCGGCGUCCAGCAGACUGCGGGUGCGAGCGCGCAAAAAACGGAUCGGUCCGGUGCGUACCCCAUUUUCAUUCAUUCUCUCUCAUCCUCGCAUCCAAGAAAAUCAACUGCUUCUUUCCCCAGCCCGCGACUCUUCCGCCCGAGCCUUCCCAGCCCCGGACUCUUCCGCCGAGCAUGAAGGUCGCCUCCCCCGACCACCACAAGCCUGGACUUGGAGUUGAAGGCUAGAUCUCGGAGCACAUAGCAGGGGGAAAGCAGAGAAGCAAGUCAAGAAAGGCGGAAGCAGGGACGACGCACGAAAUCCCUAGGCUCCUCUUCACCCGGGAGUGCCAGUUCUUCGUCGGCUCCGACGACUACAGCUGAUACAAGGGAUUUGGGGGCGCCGUGAUAUUUUCCACCUUGUGGGGAACGCGUACAUCCAGGGAUUUGGGCGCCGGGAAGAAGAUCUAUGCCUACGUCGAGAAGGGUCAAAGGAGUUCGCGAGAUUUCUUGAUUUCUAGGGGAUCAAUGGAGAACGUGUGGCAAGGAAUGGGUAAUUCCUCUCAACCAAUUGGUGAGGUUAAUUACACCCCUGGCAUCGACAUAGGUGAAGCCUACAUGCCCACUGAACAGCAACUUAACAACCUCCCUCCAGAUGGGUCCGAGAACAUGAACACUGCCGUGCCAGCUCAACCUAGCGCCCCCGAAGCACGCAGGAAAGGAACUUCCAAAUGUUUGAAGAACUUCUCAACAAAGGAGGAUGAAUCCUUAUGCUCAGCGUACAUUAAUGUGAGCAAGGAUCCUAUUGUGGGAACCAACCAGCCAAUCCGAUCCUAUUGGGGAAGGAUAAAAGCUUACUUCGAAGAAGAUAGUGAAUGUACCAGGUCCCAGUCUUCCCUGCAGCAUAGGUGGGCUGAUAUCCAGAAGGAUACUUCAAGAUUUUGUGGGUUUUACUCUGAGAUUGAAUGGAAAAACCAGAGUGGCAAGAGCGAUGGUGACAAGGUGAAAGAUGCUCUCCAGAUGUAUGAGGGAAUUGUCGGUACCACUUUCAAGUUCAUUCAUUGUUGGUUUAUAUUAUGCAAUGAGAUGAAGUGGAAUGAGUGGUUCGCUACAGCCUCUGCAAGCAAUGAGGAGCCGACUGUCCAACCUGUGGAGGAAAAUGUAGACCCAACGCUUCCUCCUCGAAUUGAUAGGCCAAAUGGAAGAGACAAGGCCAAGAAGGCGUGCAACAGCACCUCUUCCUCAUCUUCAGCUUGCUUUGAAGUCCCGCAAAAGAUGUCCAUGGAUCGGAGCGCUUAUGAAGAACGGGUUCAGGCUGCAAGCGAAGAGGAGGCUAAAGAAAUCGCUUCUCACUCUGAACGCAAACUCGCUAUACAGGAAGAGCAACUACAAAUCCAGAAAGCCCAAGUGGAGGUACAAAAAGAGAUGCUCCAGUUGCAGAAGGAAGAUCGGGAAGAACGGAUCAUGACCAUGGAUGUCGAGAAGAUGCAACCAUGGGUCCGCGAUUACUACAUCAACAAACAGAAGAAUAUAUCUGCUAUGAGCUUCAGAGAUGAUGGUUCCAGUGGCCCUGGUGGGCAGUAGAUGUGAUUUUAUCAGCUUCUUUAUUGAAUUAUGUGUUGAACUAUGCAUGAAUUUGCUUACUUUGCUUCAUGAGCAUACUUUGCUUGCAGCACACCAAAUGCACGCUCCACAUCCUUCCGGUACUCCGCUUGUUUAAGUGUAAAGUACUUGUGCUUAUUGCUUUGA